AUGCGGAGCACAUUUAUUGUUAUUGGAGUUUUUCUGCUUUGGAUUUCUAUUAAGCUGUGUUACAAUGAAGCUGUAGUUUUCAAAUUUACAAAUGCAGUUUGUCAGUCCUACAAUGAAUCGUGGGUUCACUUUAACCAAUGUCGUCUGCGAGCUGUUAAUCGCAAUAGGAAUAUUUUAAAUAUUAAUGGAACCAUACUCCAUCCUGUAAACGAUGUAUAUCUCCACCUGCAAAUCUUAAAGAGAGCCAAUGGAUACAAACCCUGGCUUUUUAAUGUGUCCCUUGAUGCCUGCCGAUUUGUGAAGAAGGCUUAUAAUCCAUUUGCAAAGCUCAUUUUUAGUCUCUUUAAGGAAUUCUCCAACUUUAAUCACUCAUGUCCUUAUGUGGGUACGCAGUUAGUUCAAGGAUUUUACCUUCGAUCUGAAAUAUUACAACUUGUAUUUCCAAGCGGCGAUUAUUUACUUGCAAUGACUUGGUAUUUUGAUAAGAAGCCACAAUUCAUAACAAAUGUAUAUUUUGUAUUUACGGAGGAUUUGUCAAAAACUAGUGAUUAA
Molecule: messenger RNA, 552 nt
Organism: Drosophila innubila
Lineage: Eukaryota; Metazoa; Arthropoda; Insecta; Diptera; Drosophilidae
Exons: 3
Coding region: 1-552 (183 amino acids)
Source: RefSeq, a predicted model, not a curated record